GAAAACGGGCCCCAAACCCAGAUCCUUAUUGAGAAAAAAUUUCCCACCAUUGACAUGUCUCUCCUUCUCACCGUCGUCGUCCUCCUAGUCCUGGUCACUGUAUCAACCCGCGUCGUCUAUAACUGGAGUCGCUUACGGCAUAUUCCUGGCCCCCGAUCCGCAGGAUGGUCGAAAUGGUGGCUCCUCAAACGUACAUGGAAUGGCACGAUCCACAUGGAAACUGCAGAACAGAUAUUCAAACAUGGCCCUCUCGUUCGAAUCGGUCCAAAUGAACUUGUGACCUGCGACCCGGAAACUCUUCGAAAAAUCACCGCCGUUCGAACCCCAUACCUUCGAUCAGAUUGGUACGACGCCAUCAAAAUCGACCCUGAUCGUGCCAAUAUUCUCUCUGAACGUAAUGUGGAACGCCAUCAGUCUCUCCGCGCGAGAAUGGCACCCGGCUAUGCCGGAAAGGAAAAUCUGGACCUGGAGAAGUCCAUCGACGAGGUCGUCGCUAGCUUCAUCCAGCUGAUUGAGACCAAAUACUUGUCCACGGAUUCCGAGUACCGUCCAUUGGAUUUCUGCAAAAAGGCACAAUACUUGACUCUCGAUCUCAUCGGCAAAAUUGCCUUUGGCAGACCCUUUGAAUUCAUUCAAAAUGACACCGAUAUGUUCUCGUACCUCCAGACCACCGAGAACACCAUUCCAGUCAUGAUGUUAGUGAGCGUGUUUCCAUUGCUAGCUCAGAUCUUCCAGUCACCGCUCUUGAAGAGUGUUUUGCCUAAGAACACGGAUGCCUAUGGCUUGGGCAGAAUCAUGGGCCUAGCAAAAGAGGUCGUGCAGGAACGUUUUGUGCCCGACGCCAAACGCAAAUGGGACAUGCUCGGCUCAUUCGUCGCUCAUGGCCUAUCUCAGGAGGAAGCCGAGUCUGAAACUCUGGUACAGAUUCUCGCUGGAAGUGACACGACCGCAUCGGCCAUCCGUGCCAUUAUUUUACAUGUCAUUACCAACCCACGAGUCCAGACCAAGUUGCUCAAUGAGAUCGCGGCCGCCAAGGUCAGCAAACCCGUUACCGACGCCGAAGCAAAGGCACUGCCAUACUUGCAAGCGGUUAUCAAAGAAGGCUUGCGUAUCCACCCACCAGUGACGGGCCUCAUGCUGAAAGUGGUUCCCCCUCAAGGCGACAAUGUACUGGGAUACUAUUUGCCACCAGGGACCAAGAUUGGAUAUUCUGCCUUUGGCCUCUUCCUCAAUCCCAAGAUUUGGGGCAACGACGCGAAAAUCUACCGCCCAGAGCGCUGGCUAGAAGGGACGGCGGAGGAGAGGCGCCGUAAGGAAAACAAUCUGGAGCUGGUUUUCGGUGGAGGGAGGUCCCAGUGUCUCGGAAAAGCCGUCGCGGCGAUUGAACUGAAUAAGGUUAUUCUCGAGUUACUGCGAAAUUUUGACUUCACCGUCGCCGAUCCUCAGAAGCCGUGGACCUCGUUCAGUGCAGGAGUAUUCUUUGUCACCGACAUGUGGCUCCGCGUCACAAAGAGAGAGCCCCAAAUCUAGGGGCACUCGCUUCCCCAUGGACCAGGAGAAUCGGGAGUGCCACGAACGUGGACAAUGAUAUGCUCUGCGGUCUCUUGAUGCUUCAAUGAUUGAACGAACAACUAAAUGGAGGGCCUGAUAUGCGCUGGCAUCAGUUAUCCCUGUUUCAUUGGGGGUGAAUGGGCACAUGCACCUAGAUUGAUGAGAUGAAUAUGACAUCGCACAUGCAGACCCAUAACAAUAGGGUGGCACAAAGUCCGACCUUCGCAGGGCAAUUGAUCGUUAACAUGGGGUCGUUCAAGUUGAUAGCAUGGUCUUUCAGCCCAAGACUUUCCUAGUCUAUCUUAUGCUAGCACAGAUACAAAGCACAAUAAAG
Molecule: messenger RNA, 1885 nt
Organism: Exophiala mesophila
Lineage: Eukaryota; Fungi; Ascomycota; Eurotiomycetes; Chaetothyriales; Herpotrichiellaceae
Exons: 6
Coding region: 55-1530 (491 amino acids)
Molecular function (GO): iron ion binding; oxidoreductase activity, acting on paired donors, with incorporation or reduction of molecular oxygen; heme binding
Source: RefSeq, a predicted model, not a curated record